AUGAUCCAAUCUGAGAAAUCACCCGACGCGAUGGGGACCAUGCCCCUCUCCCCCAAUUCGGUGGAUGACCAACUUCCACACGGAUUCUGUGAAUUGGUACAACACAACAACUCCGAAGAAGUUCCACGAGAGCAAGAUUCAGCAGAACCCGCAAGCGUCCCCGACUCCUCUUAUCCACCGUCGAGGCUCUCAACCCCAGGGCCACAAGCGGGGAUGAGUCCCCACCUUGAACAACUCGGUGUGCAUCAAUACGCUCCUCAGGGGACGUACAAUCCGCAGUUCUUCCAGCACACGUAUGGACAUGACGCAAGUGCAUAUCCAUCGCUGCCCGAGGAGUCGGUAAGCAAAAGGAGCGGGCGCGUACAACCGGGAUACACAACCCCAGCAUCCUCUCCAUCACAAAGGUCGGACGUGAUAAGCCUGCGAAAUGGAGCCGUACCCAGAUCGUCCAGCAUGCGCCCGAUCGCGUCCAAAAGUCGUUCAGAUAGACCGCCGACCAAGAAGGCGCGCGCUAAGGCGGCCAGGAAGACACCCAAGAUCACCACGCCGCUCAGCGAGUCAACGAAACACCUGAGUGUGCCCAUGAUCGAUAUCGAGGCGUAUGUGAACCGGUCGGAAGCCGAACGAAAGCACGAGGUCGAAACAAGCAAGACUCCAGGCAAGAUCAAGCGUCCCAUGAAUGCUUUCAUGUUGUACCGAAAAGCAUACCAGGGCCGGACCAAAGAACACUGCACACAGAACAACCAUCAACUGGUAUCGCAGGUCUGCGGUGACAGCUGGCCACUGGAGCCCGAACAGAUACGGAAUCAGUUCACCGAGUGGGCCAGGAUCGAGCGCGAGAAUCACGCGAAGACGUGGCCGGAGUACAAAUUUGCGCCGAAGAAGCCAAAGGACCUGAAGCGUAAGAUGGAGGAAGAGGAGGGAGAGGACGAGCUGCCUCUCGAGGAUUAUGACCACGAGACAGGUCGGGUGAUCAAGAGGCCGCGUUCGAAUCGGACAACGCCUGUCCCGGAGGCGGACCACGUGUACGGACAACAGGUUCCGUACUACACGCAGUACUCGCCGCAACAGCCUGGGAUGAUGGUGACGGGGCGCGGACAGAUGCAAAUGUCGGCGUAUGAGUGGAGCAACCCAAACAAGCCCAUGCCGGCGCCAUACAACCACAUAUCCAUGCAGCAACCGACACAUUACUUGGCGUCGCAGGCCAUGCCGUCCCGACACUCCCAACUGAGGGGCUUCGGGGUGGAGGAUGUCGCGUUCCACAAGGCAGCUGCACCAGGAAAUCCAUACCACUCGCCACAGCAGGCCAUGAUGGAUCAGUACGGGACGGGUUCGCAGCCACAACAGCCAAUGGAGCAGAAGGGGCACGCCGACCAGUUGUUCAGCAAUGUCCAGUACAGCCAAUUCGAAAACCCAUUCGACCAGGAGCAGUUCAACCUGCUGUAUCAGAACGCGGGCGACGGCGGGUUCGACCAGAACAACCCGCUUCUCCUGCAGCCAAACUCGAUAGAAAGCUUCAUGGAGAGCCAGGGUGGCCCGGUGACGAGCGAGGGGUUCGGCAUGGGGCCCACACCUGCAAACUACGACGGGCAGCUGGAGGGACAGUUGCGUGACCUGUUGACAUCGACGAGCACCGAUGACUGGCACAUCCAGCCAGUGUCUGAGGCGCAGUCUGACAGUCAGUUUGACGUGAACUGGGCGGGGUCUCUGGACCCUUCGCUGUCCGAGCCAUACAAUGCGCAGUCGGAGCCAUACAGCGCGCAGGACUGA
Messenger RNA from Diaporthe batatas, 1770 nucleotides. RefSeq lists its product as uncharacterized. Gene Ontology annotation, molecular function: DNA-binding transcription factor activity, RNA polymerase II-specific; RNA polymerase II cis-regulatory region sequence-specific DNA binding. The record is from RefSeq and is a predicted model, not a curated record. Gene Ontology annotation, biological process: regulation of transcription by RNA polymerase II. The transcript has 2 exons. Bases 1 to 1770 code for a protein of 589 amino acids. Gene Ontology annotation, cellular component: nucleus. NCBI's taxonomy places the organism in Eukaryota, Fungi, Ascomycota, Sordariomycetes, Diaporthales, Diaporthaceae.